Messenger RNA from Lagenorhynchus albirostris (white-beaked dolphin), 7402 nucleotides. RefSeq names its product Wnt family member 4 (gene WNT4). Gene Ontology annotation, cellular component: extracellular region. NCBI's taxonomy places the organism in Eukaryota, Metazoa, Chordata, Mammalia, Artiodactyla, Delphinidae. The coding region runs from base 283 to 1170 and encodes 295 amino acids. Gene Ontology annotation, biological process: multicellular organism development; neuron differentiation; cell fate commitment. Gene Ontology annotation, molecular function: frizzled binding; cytokine activity. The record is from RefSeq and is a predicted model, not a curated record. The transcript is spliced from 5 exons.
AGGAAUUUGUAUAUUUUUUUAAAAAAGCAAGCAAACCUGGAAAAGCUUGGGACAAGCCCAGCUAAUUUUAGUUUCUAAUGAAAACAGCAGGUGGCCGAGAGGAUCUGAUCUCCCUGGCAGGGCCAGGGCCCUCCAGCCUCGCAGGCUGCAGGCACGGGCCAGGCGUGGGGAGGGCCUCCUGGGAGGAGCCUGAAGGACCGGAGCCCCCGCUGGAGAAGACGGGGCACGAGCUGCCUGGCAGCGAGGCGGCCCGGGGUUGGGGGCGGGGGGGUAACCUGAUCGAUGGCACGGCUGUGGCUGGAGUCCUGCGUGGCCGGGGCAGCGGGUAGCAAAUGGCUAAGCCUGUGCUCAGCAGUGGCAAGAAGAAGCCUACAUUGGGGUGAUGCAACCAGAAUGAGAGAAGAAGCAGGGAUGGCCGAGGACCUCCACAGGCCGACCCAGCCCAACGCAGUCAGCGCCCCCACCCCCACUCCCGCACACUCCCAGGCUCUUGGUCUCCUCCAGGAAUGGCUUGUGCAGUUGACAUUUGAGCCGGCCCAGCUCCAGGGUCUUUCCCUAGCUCUGCUCCCACACCGAUUUGGGGUGAGCUGGCAACAGGAAGAAGGGCCUGCCGCCAAGCACAGCACAUGGUACCUGGCCAAGCUGUCAUCAGUGGGGAGCAUCUCAGAGGAGGAGACGUGCGAGAAGCUCAAGGGCCUGAUCCAGAGGCAGGUGCAGAUGUGCAAGCGGAACCUGGAGGUGAUGGACUCGGUGCGCCGCGGCGCCCAGCUCGCCAUUGAGGAGUGCCAGUACCAGUUCCGGAACCGGCGCUGGAACUGCUCCACGCUCGACUCGCUGCCUGUUUUCGGCAAGGUGGUGACGCAAGGCAAGGGUAAUGUCUCAUUUACCAGUUUCCCAGCGCGUGGCAGAGCCUGGCAUGGAGGAGACAGUCAAGGGGUGUCAUCCAGUGGCAGAGAGCAAGUCGGGGCAAGGACUCAAGGGGCAGAAGAGGGGAGGCAUGGGUCAGUGUGGCCUGAUGCAGGUGAGGGACCCCGUCAAGAAGUGCUUUCCUCACCUGUGUUUGCACCAGGAACCAGAGAGGGGGCCCAGCCCCGGCUCAUCAAGUUCAGGGAGAUGCUGAGAAUCCUACCAGGCUUGGCUGGAACCUGCUGUGGACUAAAGUCCAAGUGACAUGGUCAAGCAUCCAGUCUCCUCGGGGCUGAGUCAGGGCAUGCACUCGCCAAGCCAGCCACAUGCGAGGGAAGGGCAGUCGUGUCUGGAGGAGUCUGAACUCUUCCCAUUCGUCCAUCCCCUCGCUUUUGCAUUUUUUGUUUUCUUCCCUAGUAAAAUUCCUCCUGGAAAAGUCUCAAUUUAUCUCCACUGAACAAGAGACGGGACUUGUCCCUCCCGAGGCCACAGUACCGCUCUUGGGGGGUCCAGGGUUGAUGAGGCCAUGCAGGGAGAGCACGGGCAGCAUGACCUUGGGGGAGGGACCUCACUCCUCCGAGCCUCGGUCUCCUCACCUGUCAGGAGGACCUGCACGUGUGCUUACCUCAUAGGGGCAUCACCAUUUAGGGUGGACCUUGACCCCAGAAAAGCCAUCCGUGUUCACCAGCUGCUGUGAUUUGGGGCAGCAGCCGGCUGGGCAGGCCUUUCUCACAGCCCCCAGGUUUAGGGGUUGGGGGGCUAGGCCAGUGCCCGCAUUCAUGGGCUGCCUGGCUGGGGUCCUGACCUCAGACCUGGAAAGGUAAUAGCUCACAGAUCCCUCCAGGAGCCAGGCCAUACUUGGAGGAGCAAAGGAGCCCCAUUUGCUGAGGGCCUCCUUGGUGCCGCCUUGCAUCCGACCGCCCUCACGACAAGUCCGAGUGUGUAGUAUUGUCCCCACGUUACAGCUGAGAUAGGAGGCCCAGCAGAGAGUGUGAUGCACCUAGAUCCGGGGCCUGACGGCUCUUGGCAUGAGUUCCCGGGCAAGGUCCAUCCCCUGUCCUAGCCUCAGCGUCCUCCUCCCUGGAUGGGGGGUGGUGGGGCCACCCCAGGCCCCAGCUCCUGGACUUCCCAUCAGGGUUCAAAGAUGAUGUCUCCAAAGACCUGCCUGGCUCCCAGGGCACCUGGGGGUGGGAGCAGCUCUCUUACGGCCAGCACUGCCCGAGGCCGUACAGCUCCAACCCGCACCCCCUCCCCUCCCAGGCAGUGGAGACCCCCUGCUCCUGGCCUACAGAGGCAAGACUGACGGUGACAUAAUGGUGACUGGUGAGGACAUGUGUAAGUCAGGGCCAAACUGUGCUCUAGGCUGAGAAUCUGCCAGAAAUUUGGUGAAGGUGGCAUCGGGGGCAGCCAGGAAUGGGGCAGCCGGUGGUUCUUGGCCGAGCAGGCGUGCAGGGCCAGACGUGGGAUGAUGGCCUCUGUGCGGUUCGGUCACUGCUUAAUCCCUGUGCCUGGGGCAGCACCUGCACGAGGUAGGUGACUGAUAAGUAUUCGUGGAAUGAACGACGAGGGUUUGAGGGUGGGAGGGAGAGGCCAGGGAGUCUGGCGGAAGUUCGGUGUGGCCGUGAGCAGGAUGUGCUGGGGUCUCGGGGCGGGCAGGCCCGAGCAGCACGGGGAGAGGCGUGGAAGGCAGUGCAGAUGCCUCUGCGCCUGCUUCCCUCCAUCUGUAGACAACGCCGAGCCUUCCCCUGCCUUCUCACACCUUGCUCUGCGAGCUUGAUGGUGUCCCUGUCCCGAGAGGGGACCCCACGAGCCCUGCGGCCCCUCUGGGCUCUGACUGCCAUGUCGGGAGGCGAUGUGGUGCACUGGUCGUAGCCGAGUGAGGAUUCAGCCCAGGCUGUGUUUGCAGUCCCCGCGUGUCUAACCUCAGGGCACCUGACUGACGGGAACUUCAGGCUGGAUCUAAGAAGUAGAUGCUUUUCAGUCCUGGGCUAUGACUCCCUAACACCCGUGCUCUCACCUUUGUCUUCGAUGUUGGCAUCACUUUGGACCCAAUGAGGGUGACAACAUGCCUUUCUUCUGGGGACCUUUCGGGCCAGCUUCUGGUGCCAUCCGAUACAUCACAGGAGGUCUGGGGAGGGGUUACCCCAGAGACACUUUGCACUGGGGGUUCCUUGAGGACAGACUCACCUCCAUCUCCCUCAUGCUGGCAUAGGGCCUGGCUCACAGCAGGUGGCUAAUAAACGUCUGGUGAGGGAGGAGGUGUCUCUGCACUAAGGAAGCUUUUAGCCCAAUGGCAAAUAUGUGGACACGUGGCCCUCGGGGUAAGUGCCCUACCGGUAUUUGUUAGCGAAUGAAUAAAAUGGCAUUAAUCACCCAACAAUAACAUUCACAGUAGCUACUAUGUCUCAAGCUCCUACUCCAGGCCAGGGGCUAAGCACUUCCCAUGUUUUACAUCAUUAGAUUUCCAUACCCACCUGAAGAGGUCAGAACUAUUGUCAGCCCCAUUCUAUGGACAUAACAACUGAAAUCACACGUUUAGGAAGUGGCAGAACCAGGACUAGAUCUCAGGCCCGCCAGGCUGAGCAUCCACGCUCCUCCCGAUACCCACCUCUGUCUCCAGGGAGCUGGGAAAGGCCUGUUCUUGCCAGCUCUGUACUGGGCUCGAGGGGGGCAGAGGAGGUGGUGAGGGACAGCGUGGCCCCUGGAGCUUCCAGUCUGGCUGCAGACAAGCACACAAGACACUUAGAAGAUGAAACAGUCUGAGUCCAACUCUGACUGCGCAGGGAGGGCAAGCCAGGCCAGCCAGAGCACCUGGGCUCCCAGGAAUCCAUGAUGGUAGGAGGGAUGCGCAGAAGUACCAGGGCCUGGCCUGCUGGGCCAGUGUUACUUUCCCCCUGUUAGAACCGGGAAAGGUCACUACACUAGUAAGAGUCUUAACACGGCUUUGUCCAGCUCCAAAGCCUUUACUCUUUCCCCUGCCCUAUAUUGUCUCUUAAAUCCAAAGAGGCUUCCUGGAGGUGGUUUCAAGAAAAGGUGAGCCUUUGCAGACAAGAGAGCAAAGGAAAUUGGAAAGGCAGGCUGGGGGGGCAGGGAUGGGGAGAUGACAAGGGCAGUGCCUUUCUCAGAGGGCCGUGCCUCUCCUGCCCCACCUCCGGAGGACUCCCGCUGGGUCUGCUUUGGAAACAUGUAAGUUAUGCUCGGAAUGACACUGCCAUCAGGACACCUGCCUGAUGCCCCGGGGAUCCCCACGCCCGUGGCUUCCUUUCUAGCCCAACUCAGCCUCAUCUGUUUCUCCUCCAAACACUCCUUCCUGCUCAAAUGUCCUUCCAUCCAGCAUCUGGGGAGACAGCGCAUGUGAUGUGCUCAGAAGAGCACUGGCCUCGAGUCAGGCAGGCCGCGGUUCCAAUUCCCUCUUGGCCACCGACUGGCUGAGGGACCCCAGACAAGCCCCCGAGCCUCACUUUUUCCUCCACAGAGCAGAGCUGGAGAGAGCUGGUUGCUCAGGUCGCCAUGAGCUCAUGGAAAGGCCCUGGCACAUCGCAGGCCCUCAGAAAGGGUAGUUAUCACUGGAUCCCCAGGACAACUCUGAAUUCCCGGCCCCAGGCAGCCUUAGCACCUUGGAAAAGAUGGCAGUGACGUGGGACCUAGAGGACGCUCAGGAUUUAGACCAAUGGAGCCAGGGAAGAAGAAAGAGCAGGAAGAAAGGAGUUGGGUGUGGAAUGGGGCAAAUGGCAUUAUGGAAAAGGCAGAAGGCUGUAGGGCAGCUGCUAGCACCUUCGAGAGCUCUGCCUUUCCCUCGGCCGGCUCUGCUGUCCCAGGAGGACAAAGUCCUCCCCCUGCAGCUGGAACAGGCAAACCCCCAGACCAGGGAGCAGUUAUCGACCAGGUCGCUGGGGAACUCCCCUCUGCCACCCUCACAGCCACACCACAAUCCUUUUUCUGUGUCUCAGCGGUCUCUGCCAGGCGCCCCACUGGUGAGCAAGGCUCCAGCCGGGCAGAGGGGAUGAGCCAGGAGGGGCCACAGCCCUGGAGUCAAGGGAUCGGGACCCAGGGCCAGUCAUAAAAGGCUGGAGGAAAUGCUGCCAUCGGCUCUCGGGACACAGUGGCUCAGCCACAUUCUUCAGGCCUUCUGGGGCCUCCUGUGCUGAGCACAGGCCCACUGCUCACCAUCCCCCAGUGAAGAACCCACAAAAGGAACUGGACAUGUCCCACAGCUCGUGGCUUCACACAUGGAGGUGGCAAGAGAUGGGCUGUAUAUUCCUGGGGGUUCCAGGCUCUGGGCUCCAGGCGGCAGGAUCAUGUCAAGGUUGAAACUCUGGAGCUAGGCUGCCUGAGUCCGAAUUCUGGCUCUACCACUUCCUGGCUGGGUGUCCUUGGACAGGUGUUCACGGCUCAGUGCCUCAGUUUCCUUAUCUGUAAAAUGGGGAGUAAAAGUGUCUACUUCGCAGGGGUGUUGUGAAGAGUAUAUAAAUUAUGUCAAGUGCUCAGACAAUGCCCAGCACGGAGUGAGCUCUCUCUAAGCUUUAGCUCGUCUUAUUAUCUUCCUUCCAGAACCUCUUCCUUCAAGCCCAAGUGGAGAGAACUAUAGCGCCCUUGUUCCCGAGGCCAGGAGAAGGGGGCCUGUAGUCCUGGCAGAUGGGUGUUGGUUGGGGAUGAGGCAGGGGUCUCCCUGAGCCACCUCACAGGGAGCCCUGCACCCAAGGCUGCUAGCGCUCAGGGGAGGAGGUGGGCCGAGAGCUUGGGGCAGGCCAGGGGCUGCCUGAGGGCCCAGAGAAGCAGAGCAGAAAGGAACAUGCCAGGCCAGGAGCUGGGGCCACCCUGCCAGUCCCAUCCACCCUACUAUCUCCUGCUUUCCCUUCCCCCUUGGUCUUUGGGGCAAAGAUUUGUGCUGGUUCAGGCCUGGAAAUACCAGAAAUACCAGAAACUAAAGUCGUCUCUCUUUGGGCGGCCACAGCGCAAAACCAACCAACAUGAUCCUGCUAUUAACCUCGAUUAACUUGGAGAGGAUUCCAUCUCAGGCUGUCGAGGCCCCCGUGGCUCCAGCCAGGCCCCCUCAUGCCGGCCCAGAGCGUCCAGGCCAGGGCAGAGGGUGGGCCGUAGAAAGUGGGUGGCGAGCAGUAUCCCCAGCUCAAGGGCCGAACCGAGAACAGGGCGUCCUGGGCCAUGGGGGCCUGAGCUGCCCCCAACCCCAGCGCUCGGCCUCCACUGCCUGUCCACAGACACGGGCACAGAGGAGGUGAUUGUUUCUGUCUGACCACGGCGACUGCUCCCCAGGGCAGCCGAGAGCACCGGCCUGGGUGUCACAGAGGUAAUUGCCAACCACGAGGCCAAAGCCUCCCCCCUUUGCUCCUGUGGACACAGACACUCCAGCAAGAGACAGAAGGACAGUCACGGGCACACAGAGGCCCUCACAGGGCCCAGAGAGGAGCAGGGCCCGUCUGGUCACACACCCAGCCAGCCGUGUGCACACGCACCACACACACACACACACGCAACACACACAAAGACACUCCCUCCCACCACCCACACCCCCAGAAAGGGUCUACAUAGCAGCUACACCCCCUGAGGCACAGUUCCUAGGAGGAUAAAAACACCCAUUCAGGCAAGAGACAGGGCAGCCACCAACACAGAACCACCAAGAAGUCAUGGGGCGGAAGGGAAAGACAGGCAGCAGAGGCGGGCAGACCAGAGUUUGAGUCCUGGUUCUAUCACUUGCUGACUGGACGACUGCGACCCACUUCCCCUCCCCAAACCCGCACUGUGCCAUCUGUGAACUGGGCACAGAUAAAGCUUCCGAUGGUAGAGGGCAUCCCCUCUUCAGCAGUGAUCCUGGUAAGCGGUGGGGCCAUUGUCAUUACGGUUUACUCUUAGAGGUAUAAGGAAGCAAGGUGGUCUCAGAAAUAGGCCCAGCCUCAGCAGGAAGGGCUGGGGCAGGUUCCUCGGGCGGGGGACCCCAUCAGAGCCUAGAGGGGCCAGCUGGGGAAUAGGCACAAAAAGAGCUGGGUUGACAGGCCAGCCUGCUACUUCUGUAGCCUUGGUAAGUUAAUUCACCUCUCCCAUGCCUGUCUUGUCUCUCAUAAAAUGACGUUAACAUCACUAACCUCCCGGAGAGGUUGUGAGAACAGUAACUGACAGUGCUCAGAGCACUGAAGCUGGACCAUCUGGCUGCUGAACCACAUGCUGUGUGGCCUGGGACAAGUUGGCUAAUCCCUCUGAAAGCGGGGAUAAUAAUUAUACUCACCUGACGGGUGCGGGGAGGAUAAAUGACCAGCACACGUGAAGGCCGCAGGGCAGUGUCCGGCGUGUGUAAGUAUGUUGGCCAUUGGUGGGUAAGAAUAAGCAGCAGCUCGGCGUGACUCCUGUCCCACGGGAAUCAGCCUGCCUUGCUCUCUCCCUGGGCCUCCGUCGUUCAGGAGUCCCAUCUACGCCUCUCCUCUAAAAGGGAGGGUGCGGGGAGGAGCACUGGGACCCAGCCCUGCCCUCCCUCUGCCUCCCU